GCCCCAAAACGCCUCACAAGGCCUCAACGAGAACUUUAUGGCCGAGAAAACCCUGGCCACAUGGAUCAUAGCCUUUGAGAAAAUGUCCUGUGCCGUGCCUCCAAAAUAAAUUUGUUUAGUGUCAAGAUGGCCGCUGAAGGAUGGUAGAUAAGAUUAGGCAUUAACUUUCUGUUGUUAUUUAACGUAGCCGCUUUUAGUGAGUGCCGAAAUAGCCCAAAAUGCGCGACCAACACACUCACGACCCUGAGGCAGAGAUCCCCGUUCGGUCCUCAAGCCCAGCGAGCGCAGUGCGUAGGUGGUGACCCAAUUUGCAAGGAUGGCCUUAGCACUGUGUUGAGCAGAGCUACUCGGCCGUUCCGAUUUUGGGUUCGCGUUGCACCAUUGGGCGGCCGCAAGUAGCUAGACGGGUGCCUCAUGGAGCAAGCUACCAGUCGGGUGGUCAGGGCGGGCAAGCCGAGGCUGGCGGCCGAAAGGGCCGAACCCGAGGCCACGGCGAGCUCCAGCUCCACAGCGAGUGGGCCGUCCAGCCUCUCCAGCGCCAAGCCCGUUGUAAACAUGCGCAAGUCCAAACCGUCUAUUGGAAUCCACGACAGGGGAGGCCGGCGAUUUUCUGACACCAAGGACCCUCCUUCAGGAACUUUAUCAGGUGGACACUCAGGCGCAGGAGAAGUAUCCAAUUUAGUUCGCAUCCAUGGAUCGACUCUGGGUCAGUCUGCUCCCUCAUUGUCAAACACAAUGAAGGAGUUGUGCAUAUCAAGGCGAAGCAGCAGAGUUAGUCAGAGAAAAAGCUUUAUCUCAACAACAUCUCCAACACUGCCUCGGUGCCUCUCUCCUAUGUCUGGAAGUCCGCUUGAAAGUCCCAGGAUGUCUCCCAAUCAACACUUUGCCUAUGCUCCCAUCAGAAGGGUCAACCAGGAUAAGAAAAACAAGAGAAGUCUGUGUGAAGGCAGACGCUGGUCUGUGGCCUCUCUUCCGUCAUCUGGUUAUGGGACGACACCAGGAAGCUCAAGUGUAUCUGAUAAUCGCUCUAGAUUUGACCAAUAUAUUCUUCAAAAGGAACGGAGGCUAAAAUUUUCACAAUGCUCAUCACAAGAACGCCUUCAUCAACUGCCUAAUUUACCUACUAAAGAGGAGCUUCAGAUGCUGACAAGACACUUUUCGAACGAAGCCCAUCACAGUUGUGUUCAUGACGAAUACAGUCCAAGGUCUCCUUUAAGCCGUCCAAGAUCGCGUAGUCUAAGCUCACCAAGCCGCUCUCCAGUCAUGGACACGGACAUUAUUGUAAUGAAUACUAUGUAUAAAGAAAGGUUUCCCAAGGCAACACAACAAAUGGAGGAGCGCUUGAAAGCUUUUAUUAAUGAGACUAAAGUUACAGAAGGCGAUUGUGAGCUUCAUCUUAAAGAUUUGCCCAUUUUACGCUUCGUCCUCCAUCAGAUUGUUGAAAUGGCGAGAGACUGUCUGCAAAAGUCUGAAGAGAAGCUUAUAUCUAGCCGUUAUUUCUAUGACAUGUCAGAAAAUCUUGAACGACUCCUUAGUGAGACAAAAGAAAAGAGCAUCGAAGCCGCAGGACGAGUAGGGACUGUUGUCAGAAGGCUUCUUUUGAUCAUAUCACGGCCUGCUCGUUUGCUCGAAUGUUUGGAGUUUGAUCCUGAAGAAUUCUAUCAUAUGCUUGAGGAAGCUGAGGGUCAAGCCAAGCUCGCCCAUCAAGUGAAGGCAGACAUACCUCAGUACAUUCUGGGCAAGCUGGGAAUGACUAAAAAUUCGAGUGCAGAAUUGGAUGAAGACUUGAGCUCCAUCAACAUUUCGCCACCUCCACCAUCAUCUACCGCACCAAACUCAGCAGCGGCAGCUUGUGUUACUACUACUGAGAAAGGGCGCGGCAUCUUACACCGUGGCAGCAAAAAAGAGUUCAAGAAUCCAUCAGAGGAUGAUUUUGAAGUGAUUAAGUUGAUCUCAAAUGGCGCCUAUGGCGCAGUUUACUUAGUAAGAGUUAAAGAGACACGACAGCGUGUGGCUAUGAAAAAGAUCUCAAAAAAUAAUCUAAUGCUCCGGAAUCAAGUGGAUCAAGUUUUCACAGAGAGGGACAUAAUGAGUUUUACUGAUAAUCCAUUUGUUGUGAGUAUGUAUUGCAGCUUUGAGACAAAGAAACAUCUUUGCCUCGUUAUGGAGUAUGUUGAAGGGGGCGACUGUGCAGCUUUGUUGAAAAGCAUUGGCCCACUACCUUCUGAUAUGGCUAGAUUUUAUUUUGCUGAAACUGUGCUAGCAGUGGAGUACUUGCACAGUUAUGGAAUUGUACACCGUGAUUUAAAGCCUGACAACCUGCUGAUUACUGCUUUAGGUCACAUUAAACUAACAGAUUUUGGUUUGAGCAAGAUGGGUCUCAUGUCUUUAACAACAAAUUUGUAUGAAGGAUACCUAGACAGAGAAACACGCCAGUUCUCAGACAAACAGGUUACCGGGACUCCUGAAUAUAUUGCCCCAGAAGUAAUAUUGAGGCAAGGUUAUGGUAAACCUGUUGACUGGUGGUCUAUGGGAAUUAUUUUGUACGAAUUUCUUAUUGGUUGUGUUCCAUUCUUUGGUGAAACUCCUGAAGAGCUUUUUGCUCAUACUGUUAAUGAUGACAUUGAAUGGCCUGAUGAAAAGGAUUGGCCUGUACAACUGGAAUCUAAAGAUUUAAUUACUCAGCUUCUACAGCACAAUCCUUUGAUCAGGCUUGGAACAGGAGGUGCUCAGGAAGUAAAGGAUCACCCAUAUUUCUGUGGCCUAGAUUGGACAAGCUUGCUUCGUCAGAAGGCUGAAUUCGUACCCCAGCUGGACAAUGAGGACGACACCAGUUAUUUUGACACUCGUAUGGAUCGUUACAAGCAUGAUAUGGGUGAUGAUACAGAUGAUACUGAUGAGUCAAUGCUGUUUGGGUUUUCAUCUAUCUCACCAAGAUUCCAAAAAGUGCAUGGAUCCGAGGAACGCCGAAUGUCAUCACUUGCAUCAUCAACCUUGCCGUCUUCUGCUUAUCGAGAAGUUACUCCUCCGAGUAGAGCUCAGUCAAAUACUUCUGACUCUCCAAAGACAACAAAAUCGGCCACCUCAGUUGCAUCAACUGCAUCAUCCCUGCCUCAUGAUUCUGGCAAUUCUGAAUCAUCUUCAUCGAAUGUUGGAAGUAGCAUGGAAUUGGAUGAAAGCAAGGAAUCAUCAGAGAGCCGUGGAGACCACGCCAGUCUUGUCCAUCACCAUUCUCUCAGCACUCCAGAAUCUUCACAAACAGAAAGUGACGAUGUUUCACCACAAGUUCAAAGAAAGAGAAGAUUGCAUACAAGGGAUUCUCUUCCUCGGUUUUCAAUUUCAGUUGAGGAUGAAAAGCACAUGAUCAAUAUUCCAGUUUUGAAAGGACCUGACCGAUCAGCAUUUGUCUCAUUGGAUGAACGUUCUUCCAAAGUUGGAGUACGACCAGGCCCUAGCAUGCCAUCUACGUCUAGUAGCACUAUUGAAAGCUCCCCAGUUUCUUCCAUUAAAGCGCGGGGAAGACCUGUUAUUAAAAGUGCGUCUGCUAGUGGUCUUUCUCUAAUGAUUCCCACAACUGUAUACUUGACAGAUGAUGCACCUCAGUCAAUGCCUUCUCCUGGGGGUUCGAGCACUGCCAGUUCCAGAGACACUUCACCUUGUCGCGAACUUUCUCCUCUGGUCACAAACCUGAAGCCUCCUAUAAUUAUCAAGCGAGGAGCAAGGGGCUUUGGCUUCACUGUCAACACAAUUCGAGUGUACUAUGGAGAUACCAAUUACUACACAAUGCAUCAUCUUGUCAUGGCUGUUGAUGAAGGAAGUCCAGCAUUUGAGGCAGGUUUGAACCCAGGAGACUUGAUCACUCAUAUCAAUGGAGAGCCUGUUCAAGGUUUAUUCCAUACUCAAGUCCUUCACUUGCUUCUGAGUGGUGGGGAUCAUGUCACUUUAGGAUCAACACCUCUUGAAAAUACAUCCAUUAAAGCUGGUGGUCACCGUCGAGAACCAGGACAGAGUAAACUCGCCCGACGAAGCUUGAACAGACAACGAAGACAGAAGAGGGACUUGAUUGACAAACGCCGCAAACCGUCUCUUUUCAAAAGAAUCAGCAACAAGCGGGCAAGUGUGGACCUGGCUCAGCCUCUCAGCAUAUCAAGUCCAAUGUCAGCUCCUGUUGUUCCUCUGGAGAGCAGGCCUCAGUUUUUGUUAACUGGUGUAGGCUGUCAGCCUGCAACUCGUUCACAGCCUUGGUCUCUAACUGGUCAAGAUUCUGGAACCCGAGUGAAACCUCUUCGUUCGCCAUCCUCCAACAGAGUGUCGUUUCCUCCAGCGGAACCGCUUGCUCAGCCAUAUUCACCCAACACAUCAUCAAGUUCGUCAGGCUCCUCAGCUGCCAGUAGCCCUGCGGCAGCCACACCGCAUUACCAGCGACCGUCUACUCUGCAUGGGCUGAAGCACAAACUGCACAGUGCAGCCAAGAAUCUUCAUUCAUCUUCUGGGCGCCGGAAAUCAGUGGGGCAUAUUCCACUAUCUCCGCUUGCACGGACUCCAUCGCCGUCCCCACUGCCGUCCUCACCAACUAGAUCACCUUCACCUUUAGCAUUCCCAGCUGUUCACCAGCCAGGAAGCUCUAACACUACUCAGUCGUACAGCCCUGGGUCAUCACUUUCAACUCCUGGUGGUUGCGGAAAAAAAGGUUUCGCUCGCCCCAAAAGUGCCGAACCAGGAAGUCCGCUUCUUAGGAGGGCCCUGUCUCCUGACCGUCUCCAUCCUAGAAGCGCCGAAAGCAAGUGCAAAGCUGGUGCCCCAUCCAUAUCGCCUCUUUGUAAUAACCCUUCACCCAAGGUGAGUGUGGCUGCGAGCUCCGCCUCAGGCUCCACAGUAACAUCACGCUCUCCCCUUUCGAAAGCGUCAUCCCUUGACAAAGGGCUCAAAUCAAAACCUCCAGAGCAUCCCCUCUCGAUAAGACCAGACUCAACAGAUGACUUGUCUGGCAUUCGAAGUUUACCAAAGGAUGAUUCUGAGGCUCAAGAUAGCGGUCAAGGCCAAGGUCACAUGUGUGUGAAGGGUAUCGUUCCGAUCGACGGCCGUAAUCCGCUUCCCCUCCCUCGCAUCGCCGAGGAAAAGGAUUCACCCCCUGGGAGCAGGGAAGAUGCCAUGAGAGAACUUAUGCCUUCUCUUCCACCCCCACCGCCCCCAACAACGCCAUGUACUCCCAGUACUCCAUGUAUCCCGUUUAUACCACUGCUGAAGUCUGUGAUAAGAGAGGAGGAAACUCACAAGAAAAAAGAAGGUUGUGAUAAAAGAGGGAAAGAGUUCUUUGAAAAGAACAGUGGAGCUUCCUCUUCAAAAUGCAAGGAUAAGCAAUGAGAAGUUAGUAAUGAGCUUUUCCCUUCUAAAAUAAUGAAUUUGUGUCAAUGGUGGCUACUUUGGAUGAAAACUUUUUCCAAGAAAAAGUAUUCAUAUUUGUUACUUAGGGAUUAGUGAAGAGUGCUGAUUUAAUUUUUCGCUCUUCAAUUUAUGUGUUUGUGUAUUUUUAAGUGAAUGAUUUUAUCAACUCUAUCUGAUUGUAUGAAGACGUAUUUAAAUUGCUUGGAGGUAACUGGGUUGGUUUUUGAAAUUGAAACAGUAGAAACUCCCUCCCGAUGUUCAUAAAAGACUUGGUCUUUCAGCAAUGUGUGGUUUGUCUUAUGCUUUUUUUUAAAUGUCAACUGUAGUUUUGAUUUUGCCUUUUAUAAUGAAAGAUGAAUUAAAUUUUCUGAGCUAGUCAAAUAAAGACAACUUUUACCUCGCCAUCUUCAAGUUAAUAUUUGGAAUAUUGGUAGAAUAUUCAGGUUUCUUUUCUUUUUCUCUUUAUUUUCGUUUGUUGUGUUAUUCAUACUUCGCAUUCAUAGAUCAUGCAUCCUCCACUUGUUAUUUAUUUAUUUAUUUGCGUUUUAGGACUGAGAGGUGAAGGUGAAUCUAAAUUUUCAAUUCAUCUUAUUCCAGUCGUCUUCAUCCUACUGGUAUAGUAGGUAUGACAACAUUCAGUGGUUUUCUUCUCUGAAUUUGGUUUUCAAAAAAUUGAUAUGUCCAACAUUUCAGAAUCUUUUUGUUUUUCCUCUUAUUUCUGAGCUAUUUAACAUUGACUGGUAUUGCAAUAUGCCGAUAUUGCAUGCUCAAUCAGAAAAUUUGAUCUGGCAGGUUCUAUUCAAUAUAAAACAUUUGUUACUCAUUCUCGGUAACUAAGUUGUGGCAUAGUUCAUUGUCUUGCAUUUUAGAAAAUGUGUUGCUUACCUGAACAUUGUACUGUUUUUUUUUCUUUUGUUUACUUUACCAUUUUGUUUAUAAGUGCACAAGUCAUUCAUGUACAAAACUGUGUUUAUUGUGUAGUAUUGUAAACAUCUAGGUGGUUUAAUGUGAUCAGGAUAUAUGUGACUUUGGACAGGUGCUUUCCAGCUUGAAGUCAGGUUGAAGUGUUCUUAAGGUUGGAUUUGUGUAUUUUUUUUGUUUUAUUACUUUCUACAAUGGUUUCAAAUGUAUUAUUUCUGUGGGACUUAUUCAGAAUAAGCACUCAUGGCAGGCUUAGUGGUGCUAGGUGUAAAUACAUGUAACUAGAGCCCUUAGUAACUUUUUGAAUGUGCAGAUGUAGACAUUUCAUAUACAUCUGUGUCCAAACAAAUUCAAUGUGGGCCAUGGGAAGUUACUUUAAUGUACAGCACUUUUAAUGACAGACAGCCCGGUGUCAAAGACAACUGCAGCUGCAAUGGGAAGAACAAAUUAGGUUCAUUAGAUUAUUGUUAGUCCACUUAUUUGCUGGUGUAUAUGUGUUGAUAACACAAAGCCUUCUAUUAUUGUCAAGUGUCAUUAGGACCUUCAGGUAGACUUGUGUGUGUUUCCUGUCUCCAGCUUUGAGCCUAGCUCUGGAUAUUGUUAACUUAAUCUUUUUUGCCUUUUUGGGUUCUUUGAGACCAUAGCUUAAAUUUGAGUGCCAUGUUAUAUUUUAAUGGCAUUGUGGAUUUUUCUUAAAGUUAUUUUUUAGGACUGUGCUGUCCUGUUGUUCUUUCUUUUUUAAAUUUUUUCCCACUCCUUUGAAAGGUCAGGUCAGGUACGGAAGUGCAAAGGUGCCAUAAAUGUUUUUUUUCUUUGCUAUUGCUCUUUAUUUGCAGAGCAAUUUUAUGUGCAAUCAACAUACCUUAACAGUAGUUGACCGGUUCAAGUGUCCCUUUGCACAAGACAGAUUGAUUGUUUGCAUUGUAAGAAUUGAUUUUAGACUGAAUUAUUUAUUAUCUCUAGUCAAAGACUAGAUUUUCUUUUUGUCUAGUUUGCCUUUUAAGCUUAUGUGAUUUAAUCUUCAGUUAUUAUUGUGAUUGUUAUAACACCACCCAGCUGCUCUAAAUUGCAAUUCUCGGUCUGUAUGUGUCAUCCAAUAGCAGUUGGUAUAUUUGUCCUAUAUUGAUGACUGAUGCAAUAUCUGUGAAGUUGAAUGAUGUAUUUUUUAGGUACCAUCCAAUACAUUUGAUGUGGCAGGUGCACACUAUUCUCUAAAGAAUAGAAGGUGAUGUGGAUUUACUACAAGGUUUGGUUGGUAGUUUGUUGGCUUUUAUAUAGUAUAUGUCAAAAAGUGAGUCAACCAACAAACAGAAUUUUUGACCAUGUUUUCUUUGAUUCUUCCAAUGCUAUAUAUUGUACAUUUUUUGUAAUAUUUUACUUUGCAUCAGAUCUGUGAGUUGUAUUUGAAAUGAAGUAUAACUACUUGUAUAUACUGGUGGGUAACUUAUCUUCAAACUUCAUAACACUUCAUCACAAGAGAUAAUUGUGCUUGUAAGUUGUAUGUUAACAUUUUUGCAAGUGUGGGGCUUAAAGCGCACCCCAGAUUAUCCACUUCUAUUUUUUUAUGUGUAUACUUGAAUGUUUUUGUGUUCUUCCGCAUUACCAGUUACAUGCUAUCUCUAAUAUGCCUUUCAACCCUGAAAAUAUUCAUAGUUUUAUGUGCAAGAUUCAUCACUCACUAGCAGUUGUGGAAAUUAGAAGAUAAACAUACCUGUACAAAGAAAAAUUUUAAAAAAUGUAAUAAAAAGCGCAAAAAUUGUCCCCGAACCUCACUUAAGUAUUAUCGAAUAACUUGGUAACAUUGUUCCAUUGAUAACAAUAAAUGAACUACUCCUCUGUUUUA
Messenger RNA from Thrips palmi, 8149 nucleotides. RefSeq names its product microtubule-associated serine/threonine-protein kinase 3 (gene dop). The transcript has 21 exons. The coding region runs from base 415 to 5364 and encodes 1649 amino acids. Gene Ontology annotation, biological process: peptidyl-serine phosphorylation; intracellular signal transduction. NCBI's taxonomy places the organism in Eukaryota, Metazoa, Arthropoda, Insecta, Thysanoptera, Thripidae. The record is from RefSeq and is a predicted model, not a curated record. Gene Ontology annotation, molecular function: ATP binding; protein binding; magnesium ion binding.